Neopsephotus bourkii (Bourke's parrot) is the source of this 4088-nucleotide messenger RNA. RefSeq names its product complement C1q like 3 (gene C1QL3). NCBI's taxonomy places the organism in Eukaryota, Metazoa, Chordata, Aves, Psittaciformes, Psittacidae. Gene Ontology annotation, molecular function: protein binding. The record is from RefSeq and is a predicted model, not a curated record. The coding region runs from base 708 to 1475 and encodes 255 amino acids. The transcript has 2 exons.
CUCUGUGAGUGGGAAGAGCAGAGCAGAUGCUGGAAUGAGAUGCCAAAGCAGCUCCCCUUUCCCCUGCGCUUUUGGGUGCCUAUAAAUUGCUCCAGCGCGCUCGUCAGCCUCCUCGUCUCCUGGCAGGUGGCACCCGGGCAGGAUCCCGCUCUCUCUCGGCUCCGGCUCCGGCUCCGGCGCGGCGGUGCGGUUCGGGCUCUCGGCGGCGGGCAGCGGGGCGGCCGGGAGGCGCGUCCCCGCGGAGGACUGCCGUCUGUGCGAGGGGAGGAAACAGAGGAGAGAGCGAGCAAGCGAGGAGGCGAGCGGGGCGAUCGCGAGAGGAGAGGCAAGUUCCAGGGAAAGUUGACUCAGACUGGCACAGCCUGCAAAAAAAAAAGUCGAUCGCCAGCAGGAGCAUAAAAGUGCGGGCGGCCGGGGCGCGGCGGCAGCGCUCCCUCCCCUCCGCUGCUCUCCUCUGCUCUCCCUCCCGCCCCGCGGCCGCAGCGGAGCCGCGACCCGCUGAAGUCCCCGCCGCCACCGGCAGCGGGAGGGCGACGAAGCCCCAGGGGAGCCGAGCUCGGGCGGGCUCGGCGGUUUUUCGGCUCUGAGGAGGUCCCCCGCCAACCAUCAAGAUUUUGUCCAAAAGCAGGCAAGAGGAUCGCCCUGCGCUGAGCCGGCUGGUGGGCAGCAGGCGGCGGCUGAUCGCGGCCGGCGCGCUGGGGGUGGUGAUGGUGCUGCUGCUGGUCAUCCUCAUCCCGGUGCUGGUCAGCUCCGCCGGCACCUCGGCGCACUACGAGAUGCUGGGCACCUGCCGCAUGGUCUGCGACCCCUACGGCGGCACCAAGGCGCCCAGCACGGCGGCCACGCCCGACCGCGGCCUCAUGCAGUCCCUGCCCACCUUCAUCCAGGGGCCCAAGGGGGAGGCCGGACGGCCGGGCAAAGCGGGGCCCCGCGGGCCCCCGGGGGAGCCGGGGCCGCCCGGCCCGGUGGGGCCGCCGGGUGAGAAGGGCGAGCCGGGGCGGCAGGGUCUGCCCGGUCCCCCCGGCGCACCGGGGCUGAACGCGGCUGGGGCCAUCAGCGCCGCCACCUAUAGUACCGUGCCCAAGAUCGCCUUCUACGCCGGCCUCAAGCGGCAGCACGAGGGCUACGAGGUGCUCAAGUUCGACGACGUGGUCACCAACCUGGGCAACCACUACGACCCCACCACCGGCAAGUUCACCUGCUCCAUUCCCGGCAUCUACUUCUUCACCUACCAUGUGCUCAUGCGGGGCGGCGACGGCACCAGCAUGUGGGCCGACCUCUGCAAGAACAACCAGGUUCGAGCUAGUGCGAUUGCUCAGGAUGCUGAUCAGAACUACGACUAUGCCAGUAACAGCGUGGUUCUUCAUUUGGAGCCAGGAGAUGAAGUUUACAUUAAAUUAGAUGGAGGAAAAGCACAUGGAGGAAACAACAACAAAUACAGCACAUUUUCUGGAUUUAUUAUUUAUGCUGACUGAUAAUGAGUAAAACAGACCCACCAAACCAGUCCAAAAAUGAAGCUUGCUCUUCUAAGCAAUGGAUUUGCGUGGCAAAAGUCAAUGAAACAAGCACCCCAGCAGAGAGCGACCAUCGAGCACCUCAGUAGCAGGGGGGAAAAGUCGAACGCUACCUGAUUCACAUCUGUACAACACAGAGAAACCUUAUGUUAAAAAAUUGCAAAACAAGUUAAACAGAUGUGCGAUCCAGUACCGCCAAAGCAAAUACUUCCUCAUUGUCAGUGUCCAUGUGAAUGAAGUCCUACAUAGAGCAAAUUUUUAUAGAAACAUAAAACACCACCUAAGGACGCUGAGGUAUUUUUUCAAUGUGUAUGAUACUUUGAUGUGUUAUGAUCUUGCUGCUUUAUCCAUACUUCAGCUUCGGUUCUUGUGACUUACUUGCUAACAAUGAUGCUUGGAGUCCACUCAUAGUGUGAUGAGGAAUGAUUUUCCAAUAAAAGGAAGGGGUAAUCAAAAUAUACUUUCUCUCUCCAAAGGAAUUGUUUGACUUGUACUUUUCUUAUCCUUCUACAUAAAACUAGAAACUAAUCAGCUUCAAGCCUUAACUCAAUGUUCCUGCUUUGUAGGUUUACAUUAGACUUUUGACAUCAAAUCAACCCAGUGGAGUUGUUUAAAUUUUGUUUUCCCCUUAGCUGUGUUCUAAAGGAAAAGGGAUAGAAGAAACACUUUUCUUUUUCUUACUUCCUGAAAAAUAUAGCUAUAUAAAAUAGAAUAUAAACUAUUCUAUUGGACCAAAUCCCUGAUUCCACCAAAGCCAAUGGCAAAACUCCCAUUGAUAUUAGUGGAAAAAAAAAGACGAUUUGGCCUUUAAAUUGUAAACAUGUAAAUAUAUGAAUUUAGACAAUUCUUACAGGCCCAUACUAGACGGUUAGUUGUGUAAAUAUUUAGCAAGGCUGGCAUCCACAUCCUCAGACUAAGGUAGUGUUUUCUUUGCAGCAAUUAGUUGUCAUUAGUCCUUUAGCGCUUAGUCUGUACUUGGGUACAAUUUUUAAUAAAAUAGUGAUGACUUAACAUACUGCAGAUGUUCAACUAGAAUUUCAUAGGAGUAUAAUGGGUCAAAACAUUACUCGUCUUAGGUGUCUUGUCUCACUGAUGUUAGUGGGCUUAUUCCUACAAAGGAAGAAUGGGAGAUCUGACACGUGAGAGAAUGCUGUCACACUGACCUUUUCCAUGGUAGCUAGUUACUGGUUUGUAGUAAGGUGUGCCUAUGAAAUGGACACAAAUAAGCAUAUUACCAAAAAUGAUAACACAUAUGCAAAGAAAGAAGCAGAUAUUUACAUGCAAAAAAAAAAAGAAGUGUGUAUUAAAACCUAUUUUUCUCAUUCAUAUAUAUAUAGAUAGAUAUAUAUAAAGUCUCAAAGAAGUUUAAUCCAUAGAAAGGAUUAAUGGCUUGGAGAAUUAAACUAAACACAGGCAUUAUGAGUUGCAUAGUUAUAAAAAUGCUUUAAAAUCAGUUAAUACCAGUAAUGUCCAUAGAGUAUUUUUAUUCAGAAAAUGGAUUUAUUAUUUGGUUUGGUUUGGGGAGGGGAGGCUGUCUGUUUCUCUCAGGUUAAAACUUGCAGAUCUCAUUCUAAACCUAAAUUAUAGCAGGAUAAUUAAUUAGCUCCUUAGCACAGUUGGUUAUAUUGCUUAACGUUUUGGCAAAAUGAAGGUACCAUUUUCAUAACUUCUUAAAGAGUAAUAGAAGCUACCCCUAGCGUUUCUGUUUCAUGUACUUUGCCACAAGCAACCUUGUCUAAUUACUAAGGGUACAGACUUAGAUUUAUCUGUACUAAGAUGCUGAAUGUGUCUGCCACUGUGACAAAAAAGCUCUUUGAUGCUGGCUGCUCAGUAAAAGGUUUUAUGAAUCUGUCAGAAAAUUUCUUGUUUGAACGAGUUAAAUUUAUUUUAAACAGAAAGUGUUACUCUGUUUUGACUUGUCCACUUCAAAACAAGUAUUGAGUUAGUCUAGGCUGACAGAUCCAGUUUAAUUCAGCUAGGAUUUAUAAAGGGACAUUGUGCUGCCAAUUGCUUGUGUAUUAUCUCACCAGGCUGGUAACACUUUUACUUUAUGACAAAGUGCCAACCUAUACCCUUACACUGCAGUGAUUACUCCUGGGCUGGUUUUUUUCCUACAAGGUAAUGUAUUUUAUUAACAGAUGUGUAAUAGACUUCAGGUCUGUUCGCUCCAUGGUUGCUUUCAUUGGUUAGCACACUCACAACAGCAGUGUAGCCAGAGAUUCUCUACAGAGUAUUCAACAGUAACGUAGCAGGCUAGAGAUCAUUUACAAUUUGCAAUGUGCAUUUACUAAGGUAUUUAUUGGAAAAGCGUAGUACUACCAGAUGAUAAGGUCCAAGUUGAAGAAGUUUUUGAAAUCAGGCUACCACUGCCACUGGAUAAGACCAUUUUUUGGAUAAAUCACCUGCCCUGGUUAAAGUUAGACAAGAGCAAAGAACACACUUUAUGUGAAAAACACAUAGAAAGCAAACAUUUCUUCCUUUUUCAUCAUAUCUUGAUAUACUGAUUUGUAAAGACUUAUAUCACAACCUUUGUUAUAACUAUUACAACUCAUUAAAACUGUAUUAUGUAAUACA